ACGUGUAGAGAGCAGAUGGAAGCAUAGGGACUGAUCUGAUCUCUAGUCCUCAGAGGUCAUUCUCGCUACAGUUACAGCCACUUGUUGCCAAAUCGCUCCGAGACCGCGAGCGCGUCGCGAAACCGCUUUCGUAAAGAGCUAUUUCUUUGCUUUAACGACACAGAGCUAGAUGUUGAGACGGGAAUACAACCACUUCUGACUUUGUUUGGGGAAAAAGGUCACUUUUGAGCAAAUUCGUCGCAUUUGACGGGAGAAGCAUGGUUGACAACACAAGCAUAGCAACUAAAUCUGCACUGCAAGCCGCUUUCUCGUCGGCGAGCACUCUUCCUCUGCUGGUCAGCUCCUCCAGCGCUCACAGUCACUCGAGCAGCGGCGGCGGCGGCGGGAUGAAGCUGGAGGCUGUCAUGGAGAACCUGCAGCGACAGCAGGCGGCUCGACUCGCCCUGGAGGAGAAGAUCCGCCAAGCCGAAAAAGAGAAAGACAUCAGGUCUAUGGUGGAGUCGCAGAUUCAACAGCAAGCCCUCGCUUUCCGCCACUAUCAAGCAGCAGUCAGGGGAGCGUACGCUGCGGGAGCUCCGAACUCGAGCUCCGGCCACCCAAAUGAGCGCACAGCCGACUCCGACAUCGAUGAUGAUGAUGAUGCUGACCUAGACCUGGACCGCGGCAUGGAUGAUGAAGAGCGCGACUUGGAUGAAGAUGACAGUAUGAACGAGGGUGGAGGGGAUGAAGAUUUGGAGGGACCCUUAGCUCAUUACCAACCGCGCCAUGCUGUUUAUUCCGGUGCGGGGCUGUCUCCAAAAAGUACACCGAUACAUUUGUCCAGAGUCCAGCCUCCCUAUCCAGCUCCAGGACAGGCUGAAUCACCGAGUGGUUUGGCACCACAAGCACAAUCGCAGCACCACGAAUGGACUUAUGAGGAACAGUUCAAACAGUCAGGCCAAGGCAGCGGGCCAGGGAGGAAGCUGAAAGAAUCGAGUGUUGCUUUCGGUGGCGGUGGCUCUUCGUCUCUGAUUCAGGAGCUAUACGAACUGGACGAUGAUGAGAAAAGGAAAGAGUUUCUUGACGAUCUCUUCAGUUUCAUGCAAAAAAGAGGGACUCCAGUGAAUCGGAUUCCUAUCAUGGCCAAGCAGGUGUUGGAUCUCUACACUCUCUACAAGCUUGUCACCGAAAAAGGCGGCUUAGUGGAAGUCAUCAAUAAGAAAAUAUGGCGCGAGAUUACCAAAGGCCUGAACCUCCCUACCUCCAUCACCAGUGCGGCUUUCACCCUCCGAACACAGUAUAUGAAGUACCUCUAUCCUUAUGAAUGUGAAAAGCGAGGACUGAGCUCUCCUGGGGAGCUUCAGGCAGCUAUCGACAGCAAUCGUCGUGAAGGGCGGAGACAGAGUUAUGGCUCCACCCUCUUCAACUAUUCCCCCGUUGGCACCCCUACACUGCUGGCUUCCCCCAAACUCCAGAUGCCCCACAUCAGCAUGCCCACUCCCAACGGCGGGCACAUGACUCAAACCCCUGUUAUCAAGAAAGAGGACUCUAUGAUGUCCAGCUGCCUGACUAACAGGGUGGGCAUCCCUGUGUCUUUGGCCAGCCACCACAGUGCAGCCCAGGCCGCAGCGGCUCAGGCUGCAGCUGCAGCAGCUGUGCAGGCGGCCGCGUUGGAGCAGCUGCGGGAGAAGCUGGAGUCUGGAGAGCCACCGGAGAAAAAAGUGAUGCUCAUGGCAGAGGAGCAGCAGAGGAUAAUGCAGCAUGCAUUGCAGCAGAAUCUCUUUGCCAUGGCAACCCAGUUACCCAUGAACAUCAAACUGAACAACAGAGAUGAUAGACAAGAGACUGCAUUGAACCUGUCUACCAACGGCAUUAGCAGCAUCAACAUGUCAAUAGAAAUAAAUGGGGUUGUCUACACAGGGGUCUUGUUUGCCCGUAAGCCAGCCAUUGGUUUCAUGCCAGGGAGUCAACGAGUCCAUCACCAACACAGCUCUCAGGGAAAGAGCAGCAGCCCAGGGCUCAACACCCAGAUGCAGCCGUCCUCCUCUUCCUCCUCCACCGCCUCCUCACACGGACCAGCCACCUCCCCUUGAGCCUUCACCCUGGUCCACAACACCUCUCUCACUCAACUCUCCCCCGACGUCAGAUAAGGCAGGGUCUUUAGGUCAUACUGUUGGACCAGUUUUUUCUGUCUCCUUCAAUGUACAAUGUACACUUUUUACUGUUUUUCUAACCCUCGCCCUGCAAUCAGGACAAGGAGUAUCCAUCACCGAAAAAACUUCCAUUGAAAAUAAUGGCUGAGCACCUACAGCUGAAAGCCGCACAUUUGAAGUGUGUUACAUUUACAUAUGCAGCAAGUUGCAGCUUGUAAUUUUGUUCUUCUGAGGACGUGUUAUUCAUUGUGGAGCGACUAAAACGUAUUGCGUGACAAUGCCAUGAACACAAGGAGCGGUGUGACGCUCGAGAGGACGGGAUAUUCCUCAGACAGAGCGCUGGCCUGCUUGAGUGUUGCAUCAAAGCAAGAUUCUUCACUUUCCUACACAGAUCCUUACUUUUUGGCACAGGAGUCCAUUUUCUUCAUCUUUACUUGUUGCAUUCUUGAAUUAAACAGCAAGAGCUACUAUGAGCUAUUACCAAAGAGAAUAAGAGCAACAUAUUAGAUUAAUGCAGUUUUAUCACCACCAUCACACAUAUCUGAUGCCAUUGCAAACUAUCAGAAAAAAGCAAUGGAAAGUCACCAUAAUGAAUUAAAUCAAGCUGAAAUAUUAAUAUCUAGAUUUUAAGCAAAGCACACCACAUUUAACUUGGGUACAAAAAGUCAGGGAGAAACGUUAUUUACUGUAUCACUGCUUAAAUUUAUGUUAGGUAAGAAAAAACAUCAUUUUAUUCAUCUACACAAUCUUUAAAAGACUGAGAGAAUCAUAAAUAUUUGCCAUAUGUGCAAGAUCAGCCCUGUAUAGCUUGAUAUUGAAGAAAGCAGACAGGCUUAUGUCUACUAUAUUCUCUCAUGAUGGGUUUUGGCCUGCGGCCGUGGCGAAAUAUAUUCCAUUGAUUAGUGAGUUAUUUGGGGAACACUUGUCGACAGUGUUUAAUGAUUUUCCACCACCUCAGCUUGUGUUUUAUAGCAAAGAGUUUUAAGUGUUCAUUAAAUGGUUUAGUAGACGGAAAAACGGGUCACACUGGUUAAUACAGGUUUUAGAAGUCGGGGGUCAAAUGAUUUUGUGACGUGUGACUGAGCUGAACGUUGAUCAUAAAAAAAAUGGUCGAGUACUUAAACCAGAAAAGAGAGGCUCUUGAGAAGAAGAUUAUGUGCCGUGAACAGGCUGAAUGUGGCUCAUCUUAGGCAUCAGUUCAUGAGGUGGGAUCUCUGUUGUGAAUAGAAUCCAAUUUUCAUCAAGUUUUCAACAAUGCACUUGCAUUUGAGAGUUCACCUCUCGUCCUUUAUUCCGUUCUCUCUUUUUUCUUUUGCUCACACUCUUUUCUUUAUUUCUUUUUCGCCUCUUUUCUGUUUAUAAGAAAAUGGGAGGAUUUUAUUGUGUCAUUUUUUUUAGAAUUCAGUAGGCAAUUUCAAGUUGUAUUUAUUAUUACUUUUAUUCUCUUCCUUUCAUGUUUAAUCUUGGGCUGUUUCAAUGCUUUCAGCAACAUCACUUUUAUUUAAAGAAAAAAAAGUCAUAGUACAGCCUAAUACCUCACAAAUCCUGCAAACCUGUACACAGAUAAUAGAUUAUGAAAACAAGAUAUACCUCAUUUAUUUCAUUUCUAUUAUUUUUAUUGUGAAGCCACUUGAAAAUUGAUGUUUUUUCAACAAAUCACUGGAUUUUUUUUUUCUUUUCUUUCUAUUUUGUAUUGUUUUACCAAAGAAGGGAAUAUAUAAUGAACACACAUCUACCUCAUUUGUUAUAGACUGUGCCAACAACAUAAUCACAGCAGCCAGUUUUUAAUCAUAGCCUUUCUGGUCCAAAUUCGCUUUUGCCUGCGUGAUUUGUGCUGCAAAACCAGAGGCUGGACCACACAGGGCUCAACACAGCGUCAUUUGCUUUACUUGUUCAUUUAUGUCAGUGGCAUUUUUUUAUGCACAGGGGGAAAAAAAAAAAAACAGAAGGAUUCUAUUUUGUGCAUACAACUAUUCAAAUCAAUCCAAUAUUGAUCUGAUCGAGGUUCUUCUUUACAGUAUCAAUAGAUGUUUGAAUUAGAUCUGAAAUACACCGUAAUACAUCUUAUGAAUCAUAUCUUAAGUUAAGCUGCAACCUUUGGCGUUUAAUUAAUUAAGUGUUUUAGUUCACGGUUUGCGGCAGUUCCGUUAAUGCCAGUGUUUGAGUCAUUUCUGUUCACAACAUAAUGUGGCUUUCAGAGAAUAUGUAACCUAAUCUAAAUCAAAACUAACUAAAAUUUAAAAAAAAAAAAAAAUAAAUCCAUUAUUUUAUAACUCUUUAUUUGAAUGUGGAGACAUGCUCAGAACAGGACUUAUUUUUACAAAUACCAAAGAUGUGACAAUAUUGUUUGGUUGACAAUUACCGACCAAUAUUGUCAUUCUUAACUUUAAUCUCAAGCAGCACAGAAAAGGUUUCAUUUGAUUCUGCUGCAGCAAAACUUGAUUUUAUCCACUCAGAUCAAAAUGUUUUCCAAAAAAAAUGGCCAAGAUGUAUAUUCAGUUAGUCUCAGUGCACAAAUGGCAAUCUAAGAAUGUAAUAGCAGUUUCCAGACUUCUAGCACAACUAACGAUUAAUGAAACGAGUAAACCUGACCAUCAUUUUGUUGUUGUAUAGGUGCAAGGAUUAAUGGAAAUAUAUAGUCUAUAUUUAUGUGGAAUUACAGAGGGCACAAUCAAUGCACAAUUGUCUGAUUCCUGUUGUUCGAUGUAAUUUACCUCUUGAUCAGCGUAUGAAGAGACUUUGUUCUUAUUUCUAGAGCAAAUCCUGGACAAACUCUGGAGUGCUUGCUGACUGUGAAGCAAAAACAUGAAUCAGAGCGAUUCCAUAACCAAAGCUUUUACGAAACCACGCUCACAUGCUUACUGAUGACGAUGUUGGAACAUUUGUUCAUAAAAAGACUAUUAUUUUAAUAAAGGUUAAAAAAAUUAUUCACUCAUGUGCUUAAAGAAUAACAUGUUGUUUACCUUGUUUAGCUAUGUCAACGAUGCUAUGCUGGUAGAUUUUAGAUCCUAUUAUACGCUGUGUAUGAAGCUUAUUUUCCUUUUAUUCACUUUGGAUAAAUCCAGUGCAUUAUGGGAAAGCUGGAUUGUGGUGCUCAGGGGUUAAAAAAGAAGAAAAAAAACUGGUGAAAGAUUUUUUGUUUUGUUUUGUUUGUUUGUUUUGCCAUUGACUUGUAGCAUAAUUAGAAAUAAAGUACUGCUUUCCACUUUAA
Molecule: messenger RNA, 5343 nt
Organism: Ctenopharyngodon idella (grass carp)
Lineage: Eukaryota; Metazoa; Chordata; Actinopteri; Cypriniformes; Xenocyprididae
Gene: arid3c
Product: AT rich interactive domain 3C (BRIGHT-like)
Exons: 9
Coding region: 258-2072 (604 amino acids)
Biological process (GO): regulation of transcription by RNA polymerase II
Cellular component (GO): nucleus
Molecular function (GO): DNA binding
Source: RefSeq, a predicted model, not a curated record